AUGGUUUGCUUUGAUUACUAUAUGUCCUAUGAAUUGGUGAAACAAUUCCUGGAAUGCGUUCAAUAUUUACACGAAUCGGUCGAUAAAAAUAUUAUUGAUUCGAAACUGAAUCCCAAAAAUAUAUUGAUUGCCGAUAAUGUAAGGAAUGGUAGAGUUGAAAAUCAAAAACUGUUGGGAGUAAACAUCAAUACUAUUCAAGACUUCCUAAACGGUCUCAAAAACACAGUGGAUGUGGAGGAAAGGGGUGUCGAGGAUGUGUUGAAUGAAUUCAAAUACAUUUUCGCCCAUAAUAUACAAAUUACCGAUAAUAUGAUUUCCACAUUUCAGACUCAUUAUGCAACAUUAAAUAACCAGGAAUAUAAUUUCUUUGUUGAAAAC
Molecule: messenger RNA, 378 nt
Organism: Oppiella nova
Lineage: Eukaryota; Metazoa; Arthropoda; Arachnida; Sarcoptiformes; Oppiidae
Source: the annotation of a GenBank genome assembly